AUGAUUGAGCUCUCAUUGCGGUCUUUUCUCAGCGAGUUCAAUGGAUCGUAAGUUGCUUCAUUUAGUUUGCUGUAAUUUAGGUUGGAAAUCAGGUGAUUUCGAGGGGUAUUUUGCAAGAAAAUUGAUGUAUAUUAACAUAGAUAUAAGGAUCAAGAACUUUUGUUUGUGUCUGUCGGAUAACAAAGAAUUAUGAUGUUUCAGUAAAUUCGUGGUCUUCUUUUGCCUUCUCUUGUUCUCCUUGCUCUGUGCGUUGAAGUUAGAUGGAACGUUGGACGUUAAUUGGAUCGUCAUUUUCGGACCAAUAUGGUUUGGCGAAAUUAUUGUCCUGACUGGAUUUUUCAUUGGCGUUGUGGGAUUCUGCGCUCAGCCACCGUCGAGGUAUGUCUUUUCCGCUUUAUUCUUAAUUUUUUAGGCCUUGAAAUAACCAGAAAUUUGUGUUACACUUGUCUAUUCAGAUACGACAAUGCCAGUAGAAUCGACUUUGUCUGCAUGUGUCUGACAACGAUUCAGCAUCUGUUCCUCAUUGCCUUUGCCGUCCUAUGCGUCUACAAGCUGGAAUUUGCCCCUAACGACAAGGAAUUUACCUGGAGUUUGGCUUGUCUCCCGCUGUUUAUUGAGAGUAUUGUGGCGAUGGUAAUCGCAGUUUGGUCGGUACGAAAUGAUCGAACCUUCGAAUUUGAGAUGUUCUUUGCCAUCAAUGUGGUUCAAUUUGUUUUCAUCGCUUUUAAAAUGGACGAUACAUUGAGGUGGAAUUGGGUCGUGGUGUUUGUCCCAACUUGGGUGUUAUUUUCAUUAGGAGUAAUUGGAACAUUGUACUCGUUACUGCUCUCAGUAUUCCUUACACGGUCUUUGCACGCCCUGCAGCAACAUCGAAGGGCUCAAGUGAGUUUUAAUCCAAAAUUUUGCUGAAAUUAUAUUAUUCAAUGGGGGACCUGAUCCAGUGGCAAAAAAACAUGCCAUUUUGCAUCCGGGAAGUAUCAAAAAUGUGGCAAAAUGCUUCCCUCUCAAAGUAAAAAACUUCGUUUUGAGGAGCGCGCUUUUGAAAUCGGAGUUUUUUCGCUUGGAGAGGGAGGUAUUUUGCCACAUUUUUGAUACUUCCCGGAUGCAAAAUGGUACGUUUUUCGCCACUGGAUCAGGUCCCCCACUGUACCUUCCCUAAAGUAAUAUAAUUCUUAAGGUGUAUGUGUCCGCUUGCCACCUGAUCCUUGCCGUCCCUCUCAUCACUUUCUUUGUCCUGCUGACCGCCCGAUUGGAUGCUUUCAGGUGGAUGGCAAUCCCUCCACCAGCAACAGCGCAUCAUCUUGCGACCCCGGCACCUCAAUUAAUCGAUCUGGCUACAACCCUGAUGCCCCUGGCCUCCCAACAAUUGAUGAAUGGCCCUCUGGUGGCGCCUAAUUUGAUGCCCACACCUCCGCCGCGGAUCAUCUCCGCCACAUAUCCGUUGGAUAUUCAACCCGAACACUUGAGUUUCACAAUGCUCUCGAUCCCACUGUACAGCGCAUUGUUCCUCCUGAUUUUGAUGACGUUCGGAUCACCGUCGGGGAAUUCGUGGUGGUUUGGGAUGAGAACUCCCUUCUGCAACUUCAUCUUUGACGCCUUCCCCUUCCUAAGGCAAUAUGCCAACAUCUCGUAUAGAAUCGGUGUGUCGGAUCAGCAGGUCGCCAGGCCCAAUGAAGACAGCGGAACCGCGUAUAGCGGCCCUCCCCGAACAUUAAGCACCAUCCGGAUGACCACUCAUUUGUGGAGCAUCGAGACUCCUGAUUAG
This is a messenger RNA of Bursaphelenchus xylophilus (pine wood nematode), 1765 nucleotides long. The record is from the annotation of a GenBank genome assembly. Lineage: Eukaryota; Metazoa; Nematoda; Chromadorea; Rhabditida; Aphelenchoididae.